Messenger RNA from Maylandia zebra (zebra mbuna), 3562 nucleotides. Its product is annotated as E3 ubiquitin-protein ligase pellino homolog 2. Gene Ontology annotation, molecular function: protein binding; ubiquitin protein ligase activity. The record is from RefSeq and is a predicted model, not a curated record. Gene Ontology annotation, biological process: protein polyubiquitination; regulation of Toll signaling pathway. NCBI's taxonomy places the organism in Eukaryota, Metazoa, Chordata, Actinopteri, Cichliformes, Cichlidae.
UGUAUCCCCUGCUACUGAACAGAUUUGUCGCGAUACAAACUAGCUACACACUGGCAUUAAAGCCACGAAAAGAUGCUCCUUCACCGGAUUAAAACAAUGAAAAAAACACCUAGAAGUCUGGAAAAACUUUGCCCAACAGUGCCCAAACUUUGGUAGACUACAACCAAAACCACUUCCCUACAGUUUCGAGUGUGUUAGCAUUGUUUUAUCUCACCACUAUUGCAAUUGGACGCGUUUUUUGCCCCAUCUGGACCAGUCCAGUCUGAUGAAUUCACCGAAAAAAGACGGAGAUGAUGAUGUGCCCGUUAAAGACCCGGUAAAAUACGGCGAAUUGGUCAUUUUGGGCUACAAUGGCUCCCUUCCAAACGGAGACCGUGGGCGCAGAAAGAGCCGCUUUGCUCUGUACCGAAGGGCCAAGGCCAACGGUGUCAAGCCCAGUGCUGUGCACAUCCUCAAUACACCACAGGACAGCAAGGCGGUGCACAGCAGGGGGCAGCACAGCAUCUCUUUCACCCUGUCCCGAAACCAGACCGUGGUGGUGGAGUACUGCCAUGACAACAACACAGACAUGUUCCAGAUUGGACGCUCCACAGAGAGUCCUAUUGACUUUGUGGUAACAGACACCUCUGGAGGAAAGGAAGGCGAAGAUCCUUCCAUUGCUCCCAGCACCAUUUCCCGUUUUGCCUGCAGAAUAGUGUGCGAGCGCAACCCGCCUUACACUGCACGCAUCUAUGCUGCAGGCUUUGACUCCUCCAAAAAUAUUUUCUUAGGGGAGAAAGCAACCAAAUGGAAAAAUCCUGAUGGGCAUAUGGAUGGCCUCACCACUAAUGGGGUGCUAGUGAUGCACCCACAGGGCUUCCCAGAGGAUCCCAAGCAAGGCCUGUGGAGGGAGAUCUCCGUCUGUGGAGAUGUUUAUGCGCUGCGGGAGACACGGUCUGGACCCAGCAGGGGGACGCUGGCGGAGGGGGAGAGCAGCGCACUACGUGACGGGUCGCUCGUCGAUCUCUGUGGUGCUACUCUGCUGUGGCGCACCGGUGAGGGGCUCAUGCGCUCUCCCACUCUGCGUCACCUGGAGGCGCUUCGUCAGGAGCUUAACGCAUCCCGGCCCCAGUGUCCCGUCGGCCUCAGCACACUGGCGUUCCCCAGCCUUCCACGCAGUCAUAGCCUUGAAGAGCGUCAACCCUGGGUCUACCUCGCCUGUGGCCACGUCCACGGACGCCACGAUUGGGGCCAGAGAUCGGAGAGAGAGGAAGAUCCAGGAGAGGGUGAAGGCUCCACCACCCGGCGAGAAUGUCCCCUGUGCAGGAGCGUGGGUCCCUACGUGCCGCUGUGGCUGGGCUGUGAGCCUGCGGUGUAUGUGGAUGCCGGAGCCCCCACUCACGGUUUUGUGCCAUGUGGCCACGUCUGCUCAGAGAGGACAGCCAAGUAUUGGGCUGAGACUCCUCUGCCCCAUGGGACGCAUGCCUUCAGACCUGUCUGCCCCUUCUGCUCCACUGCCCUGAGCUCCCCCGGCUGGACACGGCUCAUCUUCCAGGGCCCCAUCGACUAAUCACCACUUCUCAGCAACAACCACAAUAGCAGGAAGCUACCUGAGCUGCGUUCAUGCGUUCAAAUGUUGAUCAGUAUGAUAAGCGUGUGUGUUCUGUACAAUAACACUCUCUGUUACUGAAUGUAGCUCAGUGCUGACAAAUCCUUCCCUUUGUUUAUCCUUUAGGGCUUGCUGAUUAGUGUAAGAUCAAGAAAAUAGGACAGAAUUAUCAGUGCUGUCAAUUCAAAGUGUUUUCUAAAUUUUAAACCAUUUCCCGCCCCCCUCGUGCAGGAGUCAGAGGGUUUUAAUUCCAGCUGAACACAGUGGCAGUUGAUUUCAGUCAUUACUCGUCUUUCAGCGAGACACAGCUCUCAGAAGUGAUGCUGCACGUUCACAGCUUAAACUAUGAUGCUGCAUUUUAACUAUAUUAUCAAAUGAUAGCCACAUGACUUUCGUCAGUCUUCAACACCAUGCAUUGUAUAAAAUGCAAGUAACUUUUGCACUUAUUCAUCUUCUACCCUUUCACAUGAAGCGUAACCAACUAGCAACCGUUUUAUAUUUCUAGCUGUGUUCUCAGUGGGCUUUGUUAACUGCGGAUGGUUGAUGAUUAUAAUGUGGGAUCAGUGGCUCGUGCUUCCAUACAGCAUUUAACACUCUUCCUGAUCCAUGAAGGAAAACUUCACAACUAUUUCUGAAGUUAAGGAAUUAGAAGCAUAUGUUGUUGGAGUCCUUUACAUAUCACUGUAGAGUAAGAUCUAUGCACAGACUGCCCAUUAAUGACAGACCCCUAUGUGUUGUAAUUCUUUGGACAGUAACCUGCAGAUUGUUUGAUUAGCUCCGAAGGGCCAGAGGGAACACUGCAGUACUUUUACAGCAGAUCUUUUCCUAAUUAUGAAGCAGGGUAAGGAUAAACAAAGGCUUGGAAUGAAAACCGGGUAUGAACUCCACUUCCCAACUCUGAAGCAAUAAUAGCACUCCCAUAGAUAAGCUAGAUGUUAUGCUAUGUUUAGCCAAGUGUUAGGUCAGCAGUCCAAUUCAAAUGUGGCUGAAAUGGUUUCCAGGUAAAGGGCUCAACCAGAGGCGUGUUCAAUCCCGUGACUUAUUUCCAAAUUGGGGGUCAUAGACCAGAGAAUAUGAGUGAUACCACAAGCUGCAGAUUUGAAAGACUUAAUGCCUGAUCCAUAUUUAAUUACUAAUUCUAUCAUUUCUUUACUGUGCUGGUAAUGCUGCAAAACUAUCCAGCUUGUUCUUUGUUAAUUUGAACACACUUCUGGUUUCUGAAUUAUGUUAAACAGGGUGUAUGGUAGUGUGAUGGAGUGUCAGUAGGCUUGACCUUGUGUAACCUCAAAACAUUUUUUUUGGGUUAUUGUUUCAAAGAAAACUAUUUUGUUAGGAAACGGGGAGGGUUUUAUUUGGGGAAGUGGGAGGAAUUCUUUUAGAUGUUCAGUGUUUAAAAAAAUUAUACAGCAACUAUUUUUCUAUCUGACAAUUGGUUUUAGUUAACUGUUGUUACUCAGUGUACGUACGCAAGUUGUGUAUGUUACGAGAUAUAAUCGUGCGGUAGAUGUAGGGGAGCUUGUGAGUGAGAAAACAUUGCCAACACUGUGUCUAACGAACACACACACUUUCACACACACUCUGCUACCGUAAAACAUUGCCCAGACAAUGAAUGUAGCCAAAAUACUUUGGGCUAUAUUUAGCCUUCCCUGGUGCUCAUAUUGAAUGGUCUAUAUUGUGAUACUAUUUUUGUAACUGAAUAUUAGGUGUAGCUUGGUGAACUAGCUCAACAAGUAAAUUCAAUAAUAGCCUCAAGUAUGAAAGAAUAACUGAUUUAAAAAACAGAAAAAAAAGAAAGAAAUACACUCACGUGAAAAAAUUGUGUCUAGCUUGCAUGUGCUGAACGUACACAUACAGUAUGUACACUACACGUACACGUACUCGAAAACUUUGCACGGUGGAGCGCCAACUUGCAAUUCAUGCUGAGAACGUUUGAGCUGUCUUCCGAGUCCUUCGUUGGUUAAAAACUGCAGCAUU